ACAGGGGGGUUGAGGAUUUGCAGCAGCACCACCAGCACCACCAGCAUCUGCAGCACCAACCGCAGCCUUAUCAGCAAGUAUCAAAUUGCCCGUACUUCAUGAAAACUGGUACGUGUGCCUAUGGAGAUCGCUGUCGCUUCUAUCAUCCCUCCGCGAAUGCGACGACCGGGACCGGGACUGCGCGGGGGGCGAAUCUUCAAGUGCCAUCCCCCGUUGGGCGGGCGAAGGCGGCAGAGCAUCCGGAACGUCCAGGGCAACCCAUAUGUCGGUUUUACGUGAAGACAGGAACGUGCAAGUUUGGCGCCUCGUGUAAAUUCGACCAUCCACGUGGAAAUACUCCUGUUGUUGGCAAUCCUUUGGUGCCAACAGCUCCCCAAGCACAGCAGCCGCAGCAGCAGCAGCAGCAGCAGCAGCAGCAGCAGCAGCAGCAGCAACAGCAGCGCGGGCCGGUUCUCAACGAGUUGGGGUAUCCCAUCAGGCCUGGGGAGAAGGAAUGCGCUUAUUAUAUGAGGACUCGUGAAUGUAGGUAUGGGCAAACGUGCAAAUACCAUCACCCGCCAUCAUUCCCUGCACCUGGGCCCAAUCCUGUCUAUCCAGGGCUGCCUAUUGCUCCGGCUCCAGGUCCGUUCUUGCCGGUACACGAUCCAGCGAUGCAGCACGCUUGGCAUGUUAGGGGCCCAUACAGAUUUCCGUUUGUAGGUCCUCACCCUGUCACCACCGGUCAAAUUCCGUUAUUUUUUCAGCCACAAACCCCUGCUAGUGGUCUUAUCUACCCUCCCCCCGUGAGUUGGUUCAACCCUUAUCUUCAGACAGCCGCUUCACAUCCGCCCAUGAUUUUCCCCCAACCUCAGUCGACUGGCAAUCCCUCUCAACAGCAGCAGCAGCAGCAGCAGCAGCAGCACACUGCCUCAAGCGCAGGCGGGACGUUCUUCUACGCUCAAGCGCCUGUAUCUGGCACCGCUCCCGCUACUGAUCAGCAGACGCAACUGACGCAAGUGACCAGUGGCGCCGGAACGCCCGCUGCCGUUCGACUAGGCACAGCAGCAGCAGCAGCUUACGUCCCGCCUCCAAGCGGAGGCCACAGUGACACCACUUCGUCGUUGCCAUGCGAAUCCGUUCCAAGUGGCGCUACUGCUUUGGGCCAUUGUUCCGUGCCUGGUUCUCAGGUCAGCGGCGGAGCGUGUGUGAUGCUCUCGUCGCCGAAGGACCAGCAGCAGCAGCAGCAGCAGCAGCAGAAUCUGUUCCCUGAGAGGCCAGGGCAACCGGAGUGUAAUUACUACAUGCGGACGGGCGAUUGUAGGUACGGGAUGACAUGCCGAUUCCAUCAUCCGAAAGAUAGGGCGGCGCCGAAGAACGUGGCGCAAUGCUCUCUGAGUCCAAUGGGCCUGCCUUUGCGCCCUGGACAGCCGGUAUGUAAUUACUACAACCGGAAUGGCUUGUGCAAAUUCGGUCACACGUGUAAGUUCAAUCAUCCCAUGGGAGGUGAUCUGGACUACGACCCAUCCGCGUCGUCGCUUGUGGAUAUGCCGGUGGCUCCGAUUUCCCCUUCUGCUAAUCAGUCAUAGUAAGGUGGGGGCGGUAGUGAGCGGUGGCGCACCCUCUUCCUCUCUUCCUUUUCGUCUUCGGUUGCUUAUGUGAUGGAUGAUGGACGAAGUUCACGGAAUUGAACUCAUUUUUUUUCUUGUGUGAACGUAAUCGUGUGUUGUUCUCAGGGCAUAGUAACACUAGGACUUUUGCCAUUUCUCAGGCUCUCUGUGUGGGACGUUAUUGCGGUCAGGUGCAUCCAGUCCGGGUUGGAAAAGCGGUCAUUCUUAUACUUCCAGGGAAGUGGUAGCGUGAGGACGGUCUGAAGCCGAAGCAGCAGGAAAAAAGACAAAAGGAGGAGCGAUGCGCUUCGACGUUCGGUGGUUUUAAGCGGAGAGGAGGGGGAAGGAGGGGGGCGGGGAAGAGGGGGGGGGGCGGGCGGGGAAUGCGUUGAGAGAUUGCGCCUUGUGAUGGUGAUCAGGGUGUGUGUGGCUUUCCUCCGCUCAUUGCGGUUCAGAAGCGGAGGGGCAAGUGGAGUCUGUGGACCGAAUACGGGCGCACAUGGCCUUCUGCCCGCCUGAUUCAGAGAUCAGGGGGAAGAGGGGAUUCGCGCGAGACCCAGCUGGCAAGCGGUUGGGUGAUUAGAGAGGGCAAGGCAGAUGUGUGUACACGUGCGGUGGGGUCGUUUUUUUUCCCUUCUCCGGUUGUGGUGCAUAGUAAAUAUGCCCCGUUAGCAGCCGUUUGGUCCGACUCGUCGAAUGACGACAAGGUAUUGAUAGACAGACGAAGGGUCACUGACUGGUCGCUGCUUUCCUCUCCCAUCGGAUUUACUUUUGAUCGCUGCUUCCUCAUCCGAUCGGACUUAAUCUUAUCCGAUUGAAUUUAAUUUCGAGUCCGAUUGGAUUUAUUUCUUUUCGGGUUGGAUUUAGUCUCUUAUCCGAUUGGAUUUAGUUUCUUUUCGGAUUGGAUUUAGUCUUGGCUGGCUGAUUGGACUUAAUUUCUUUUCGGAUUGGAUUAGUCUUAUCCGAUUGGAUUUUAUUUCUUUUUCGAUUGGACUUAGUCUUAUCCGAUUGGAUUUUCUGUUCGGAUUGGAUUUAGUCCUGAUCUCUGCAUUCGUCUCAUCGGACUGGAUUUGGCUUUGUUGUUGCUUACCGCCUUCUCAUUCUGAUUGGGUUUAGGAGUGAGUGCUCAAGCAUAAGAUCCAGUCAUGCUGCCUGCCGUAUUCAAAUACAGUUGGCAUUCUCUCGGACGAGGGAUUUGCCGCCACCGACAACAGCAGUGGCACGCUUUCACGCUUGGGGAGAGAGAGAGAGAGAGAGAGAGAGAGAGAGAGAGAGUCUGAUCCUCGCUACGAAGUGCAACUCGACAUGGGCUGGCCGCGCUUCUUCGAACGGCGGCUUUUUGUAUCAGUAGUUCUGGGCAGGUUGUCUGGUCCUGCUGGGCUCGGAUCGAUCGAUCGAUCGAUUGAUUGAUUGAUUGAUUGAUUGAUUGAUUGAUUGGUUAGGGUCGUAAACAGGUUCCUCCCUUUCGGUUAUGCCCUUGCGCGGGAAGGAUGUAUGGAUGGAUGGACGGAUGGGUGGACGGAUGGGUGGACGUGAUGAACGCGGCGGGCGAACCCGUUGUGGCGAAGAGAGCAAUUCUUCUGGGUGGGCUAGACUCGGAGGGGAGUUGUAGACGAUUCGGAGGGGGGUUGUAGACGAUUCGGAGAGGGUGAACGAUGCUCUCGGACGAUACGGAGAGGGCUAACGAUUCAAAUGAAGUUCUCGUGCACGC
Chara braunii is the source of this 3297-nucleotide messenger RNA. Lineage: Eukaryota; Viridiplantae; Streptophyta; Charophyceae; Charales; Characeae. The record is from the annotation of a GenBank genome assembly.